Molecule: messenger RNA, 1021 nt
Organism: Dryobates pubescens (Downy woodpecker)
Lineage: Eukaryota; Metazoa; Chordata; Aves; Piciformes; Picidae
Gene: GSTO1
Product: glutathione S-transferase omega 1
Exons: 5
Coding region: 47-691 (214 amino acids)
Biological process (GO): glutathione metabolic process
Cellular component (GO): cytoplasm
Molecular function (GO): glutathione dehydrogenase (ascorbate) activity; glutathione transferase activity
Source: RefSeq, a predicted model, not a curated record
CGCGGCCCCGGGGCCUGUGCCCGAGGGGCUGAUCCGGCUCUACAGCAUGCGGUUCUGCCCCUACGUCCAGCGGACGCGCCUCGUCCUCCGCGCCAAGGGCAUCAGUCAUGAAGUAAUCAACAUCAAUCUGAAGAGCAAGCCAGACUGGUUCUUUGAGAAGAAUCCCCUUGGGCUGGUUCCUGUUCUGGAGACCAGUAAGGGCCAGCUGAUCUGUGAGUCUGCAAUCACUUGUGAAUAUUUGGAUGAAGCAUUUCCAGGGAAGAAUUUGAUGCCUUCGGACCCAUACGAGCGAGCCUAUCAGAGGAUGCUGUUGGAACAGUUCUCAAAGCUACCACCCAUACUUUUCAAGCAUUUUCUGGCAGUCAAAGAUGGACAGGACGCCACAGCACUGAAGGCAGAGAUUACUGAAAAGCUUGGCAAACUAGAAGAGGUUCUGUGCAAACGCAACACUGUGUUUUAUGGGGGGGACUCGAUCACCAUGAUUGACUACUGGAUCUGGCCGUGGUUUGAACGUCUGGAACUGUUCAACCUGAAAGACUCUCUGAGUCACACCCCAAAGCUCAAACGUUGGAUGGAGGCCAUGAAGGAGGACCCUUCAGUCAAGGCUACAAUGACUGACCCACAGAUACUCAAGGAGUUCCUCCGGCUUUAUUUGAACAACAGCCUUGAGGCAUGUGAUUAUGGGCUCUGAGGUGCCAGUAGGCACAUAUUUGCUUAAGUGCUUCUUUUCAGUGUGAGCUAUGGGGGUCUAGUGUAAUUUGGUGUGGGCUCUUCAGUGGUUGUUUCACAAUGGGGAAUAAAUAUGCUGAAAAGGCGAAGAAAUUUCCUGUGAGCUCCACUCAAGUGAUUGCUGGCCAUGUAUGUGACAUGAAGAGCUUUACUCAGAGGUGAUGCUCUAUUUUCUCUGGCCUCUUUGCAGGCACUGCUUGUGAUCAGUCCCCAAACUGACCUUGUUACUUGGUUUAAAAAUUGUAACACUGAUGCCUUGAAAAUAAAUAAAAUGCAAACAAUCUUGUCUUUA